Zootoca vivipara (common lizard) is the source of this 3031-nucleotide messenger RNA. RefSeq names its product carboxypeptidase X, M14 family member 2 (gene CPXM2). NCBI's taxonomy places the organism in Eukaryota, Metazoa, Chordata, Lepidosauria, Squamata, Lacertidae. Gene Ontology annotation, molecular function: zinc ion binding; metallocarboxypeptidase activity. Gene Ontology annotation, biological process: proteolysis. The record is from RefSeq and is a predicted model, not a curated record.
GUGAGCCCUGACGAUCACAUGGACCUCAGGCAACCACCUCCCUCCCUCCGAUUCCAGCCCUCACUCCCACUUCAUUACUUGCAACUUUUGCAAACUACUCCAAAGCAGAAGCACUUAUCCCAGACUCUGCUCUUGAUUCUGGGGUUUGCUAACUGCCAAGAUCUGUUUUUCCCACUCUGCUGAUCCUACAUUGGAUAUUCACAAAGGAACUUUCUACUGCAAAAAAAAGCAAAAAGCAAAAAAAUAAUAAUGACCUCCUUUGUCGAGAAAGCUUCUUUUGCUCAGCUCUGCCUCGCGCUGUGUGCUUUUGAUCUGACACUGCUUGGGGAUAUAGCCUGGGCUCUACCUAUGGAAGAGCAGGAUUACUAUCUGCAGGAAAUCAUCAACAGGGAUCAUUAUUAUUCCUUUCCAGAUGCUGAAGAGGAGUAUUCACCUUUCACAGAACAGCCAAGGGAGGAAGAAAUCGAGCCCCCUUUGGAGACAGAAGAAGAACCCCAAAGAUUCAAGCUGGGCAAGAAGGAGUUAAAAACGAAGAAAGGCAACAAAAAAGAUAAAUCCACUCUCGAGACCCCACCAGUUAAAAAUGGGAACAAGAAAGGUGAGAAAAACAAGAAAAGCAAUGAGAGGACACCAGAUGGCGACUAUGAAAGACGAACCACUUAUGAGGAGAGCUGGGAAAGUUGCCCUCCACUUGGUCUUGAAACAUUAAAAAUUACUGACUUCCAACUGCAUGCUUCUACAGUAAAGCGAUAUGGCCUUGGGGCCCACAGAGCACGGCUAAAUAUUCAGGCAGGUGUUAAUGAAAAUGAUUUUUAUGAUGGUGCUUGGUGUGCAGGACGGAAUGAUCCGUACCAGUGGAUUGAAGUGGAUGCUCGGAGGCUAACAAAGUUCACAGGAGUUAUCACGCAAGGAAGGAAUUCUCUCUGGCUGAGUGACUGGGUAACGUCCUACAAAGUCAUGGUGAGCAAUGACAGCCAUGCAUGGAUCACUGUCAAAAAUGGUUCCGGAGACAUGAUUUUUGAAGGCAACAGUGAAAAGGAGAUCCCAGUCCUCAAUGAGCUGCCAGUACCUCUUGUUGCACGUUACAUUCGGAUAAAUCCUAGGACAUGGUAUGAAGAUGGAAGCAUAUGCAUGAGGCUGGAAAUCUUAGGCUGCCCUCUCCCAGACCCAAAUAAUUAUUACCACAGAAGAAAUGAAAUGACAACAACAGACAACCUUGAUUUUAAGCACCACAACUACAAAGAAAUGAGGCAGCUGAUGAAAGUGGUGAAUGAGAUGUGUCCAAAUAUCACAAGAAUUUACAAUAUUGGGAAAAGCCACCAAGGGCUAAAGCUGUAUGCUGUUGAAAUCUCAGACAACCCAGGAGAACACGAAGUUGGUGAGCCAGAAUUUCGGUACAUGGCAGGGGCUCAUGGGAAUGAGGUGCUUGGACGUGAGUUACUCCUUUUGUUAAUGCAGUUCAUGUGCCAGGAAUAUCUGGCUGGGAACCCACGUAUUUCACGCCUUAUUAAGGAUACCAGAAUUCACCUUCUUCCUUCAAUCAACCCAGACGGAUAUGAAAAGGCCUACGAAGUGGGUUCAGAAUUAGGAGGCUGGUCUUUAGGAAGAUGGACUCAAGAUGGCAUUGACAUCAACAAUAACUUCCCUGACUUAAAUACUCUGCUUUGGGAAUCUGAAGAUCGUAAAAGGGUUCUGAGAAAGGUCCCAAAUCAUCACAUACCAAUUCCAGAAUGGUACCUGUCCGAAAACGCUACAGUAGCAGUUGAAACACGAGCGGUGAUUGCAUGGAUGGAGAAAAACCCUUUUGUGCUUGGUGGCAACUUACAAGGUGGAGAACUUGUUGUUGCCUACCCCUAUGAUAUGGUCCGGUCAACGUGGAAAACCCAGGAGCACACGCCUACCCCAGAUGACCAUGUUUUUAGGUGGCUGGCAUAUUCUUAUGCCUCCACCCAUCGGCUGAUGACAGACGCUCGCAGGAGAGUGUGCCAUACGGAGGACUUCCAGAAGGAAGACGGGACUGUAAAUGGAGCUUCGUGGCAUACUGUUGCAGGAAGUAUAAAUGACUUCAGCUACCUACAUACAAAUUGUUUUGAACUAUCCAUAUAUGUUGGCUGUGAUAAAUUUCCCCAUGAAAGUGAAUUACCUGAAGAGUGGGAAAAUAACAGGGAGUCCCUUAUUGUUUUCAUGGAGCAGGUGCACCGAGGCAUUAAAGGCAUGGUGAGGGAUCUACACGGCAAGGGGAUUCCAAAUGCUAUUAUUUCUGUAGAAGGCGUUAACCACGACAUCCGCACAGCAAGUGAUGGAGAUUACUGGCGCCUUCUAAACCCUGGAGAAUACGUCGUCACUGCAAAAGCAGAGGGCUAUACUGCCGCUACCAAAAACUGUGCUGUGGGUUAUGACAUGGGUGCGACCCGGUGUGACUUCACCAUCAGCAAAACCAACUUGGCUCGAAUCAAAGAGAUCAUGGAGAAAUUUGGGAAACAGCCCAUUAGUCUGUCACUUCGGCGGAACAGACAGCGAGCAAGGCAGAGGCGCCAGCAGUAUAGACAACUUUCUACAGUGUAACAAAUUAUGCUAUCAUGCUCUGCAUUUAACCUGGACCUACUCCCGUAGUAGAAUAUAUAAUAUCAACCCUGUCCGGCAGUAUUCUAAUUAGGGAUAUUUUAUUAUUGGAUAUCUUGGGAUUCUACUACUUAAUGUUAGAUUUAUAUGCUCAUCUGAAAAAAUGUGGAAUAAAAUAUUGUCUUCUAAAAAGAUCUGAUGUGUAACGAUUGCAUGUGGCAUCGAUAUUCUCUGACCCAGAGGAGAGGCUUUAUAACCAGAAGAAAUUCCACACAUACACAGCAUCAGACCAUGUACUUCCUUGAAACCAUUGAACUAAAGAUUCUGUGAAUACAAGCUUUGGUUUUGGGGUUCGGAAAUGAGAUUUCAAGAUUCAGCUCUGAAAUACUUUUGAGCUGGGAGACAGAAUUCAGAUUCUGUCUGAGAUACUACCUGUCUGUUUCAGCCAGCAUCUGUUCUGUCAUUGAUC